UUUUUAUUCAUUUCACUUAAUCUGCUCGUUACUAUCAUUCUAGUCAGCUAUUGGAGUCACACAGCGAUUUCUAACAUGGGACGCAAUUGCAAAGGCAGCGUGGAGAUUCCUUGUGAGGCCCUGGAGCUUAAUGACGGAGAGAACCAAACUGUCCUGUUGCUUCUUAAGCAUUGCAGGGAAACUAAGCGACAGGAAUGUCAUGCACGCAUAGCCAUGGGGUUCUUACUCUUGGCGAGUCUAGCACUUUUAUUCUUUGUUCAAAGAAGUCAGGAUCAUUCUUCGUCUUGUAAGCACGUGGUUCCAGCUCCAGAAAACGGUGUUCUCCAGCGGCAAGUUGAUGUACAAAAUGAGACACCGGUUGCUCACCUGACAGGUCAAUAUCACAAAAACCCGAACCAAUACAUCCCAUGGCAACAUGAAAUGGGGAAGGGGGCUGUCCGUGGAUUCACAUAUGACACGCAAACACGCGCCCUCAUUGUCCCACAGAAAGGAGUCUACAACGUCUACAUGCAAUUCACCUAUAGAAAGCCAGGAAUCUUAAACUGCAGUCAAUUAUUGGUCCUGAACCCGAGUGUCUUUAAGUUUUCAAACAGCUACCCGACAGUUGAAAACCUGAUGGUAGCCUAUGACACUGUACACUGUGGUGAGCAGUGGGUCUAUAAGUCCAUCUACAGUGCAGGUACCUUUGAGCUAGAGCAGGACGACAAACUGAUGGUAAAUUCCACUUACCCUCACUUGGUCGAUUUCACAGAUGAUAAGAAAACAUACUUUGGGGCGUACCUUAUUUAGACCAAGAUGGUCUGGAUAAUGUGGGCAAGGAUAUGGUAUCCUUGCCUUAAUUAGUAGUUAUU
Megalops cyprinoides (Indo-Pacific tarpon) is the source of this 851-nucleotide messenger RNA. Its product is annotated as tumor necrosis factor ligand superfamily member 15-like. Gene Ontology annotation, biological process: immune response. Gene Ontology annotation, molecular function: tumor necrosis factor receptor binding. The transcript is spliced from 4 exons. The record is from RefSeq and is a predicted model, not a curated record. Bases 76 to 789 code for a protein of 237 amino acids. Gene Ontology annotation, cellular component: membrane. Lineage: Eukaryota; Metazoa; Chordata; Actinopteri; Elopiformes; Megalopidae.